Molecule: messenger RNA, 850 nt
Organism: Staurois parvus
Lineage: Eukaryota; Metazoa; Chordata; Amphibia; Anura; Ranidae
Source: the annotation of a GenBank genome assembly
CUCUACAAGGACGUCAUGAUGACAAUCAGCCGCCCCUCACAUCACCGACCGAUGGAUCCAGUCAUGGGAACCCACCAGAGAGAUGUCCCCAUCCUCUGUAAUUCCCGGGAUUCCAUCCACACAGGAAGGUCACACCAUCCCUCACCAUCAUCAGAGUGGAAACCUGAGAGAUCCUAAAGUUGAGGUUAAAGAAGAGAUAAAAGAGGAGGAGGAUGAGGAUUGGGGGAUGGAGGAGUCAGAGCUUCUAAAGGACAUCAUGGUGGAGUCAUCCAGCUACAGGAACCCACCAGAGAGAUGUCCCCGUCCUCUGUAUUCCUGGGAUUCCACACAGGAAGGUCACACCAUCCCUCACCAUUACAAGGUUGAUGGAUCCAGUCAUGGGAACCCCAAAAACAGAGAGAUGUCCCCGUCCUCUCUAUUCCGGCCAUUCACACAGGAAGGUCACACCAUCCCUCACCAUCAUCAGAGUGGAAUCCUCGGGGAUGAUAAUAUUGAUGUUAAAGAAGAGUAUAAAGGAGGAUGAGGAGUAUGGAGUGAUGGAGGAGUUUUUCAGAAGGACACAAGGAUGUGAUGAGCCACCUAAUACCAGGAACCCACCAGAGAGAUGUCCACGUCCUCUGUAUUCCGGGAUUCCACACAGGAAGGUCACACCAUCCCACACUGUUACAAGAGUGGAGAUCCAAUCGAUAUAGAAUUUGAGGUGAAAGCAGAAGAAGAAGAAGAGGCGUAUGUGAGGGAUAUCAGCAGUCUAUGGAGGAGGAUGGAAUAACGGGGACAUUUAUAGAGGAGGACACUCCUACAGAGAUCAGCACAGGUGGGUCAUGAACACUAAAUUUAUCCUCCACUACAU